Messenger RNA from Macrosteles quadrilineatus (aster leafhopper), 1191 nucleotides. RefSeq lists its product as uncharacterized. The record is from RefSeq and is a predicted model, not a curated record. Lineage: Eukaryota; Metazoa; Arthropoda; Insecta; Hemiptera; Cicadellidae. The transcript is spliced from 5 exons. The coding region runs from base 128 to 1150 and encodes 340 amino acids.
UAUUGUUAUUAGAGGAGUAACAGGAGCAGGACUAGAGGGGACCUGGGGUCAACUCCUGGGAGAGGGGGGGCAAGACCUGGGACUAGACCAGACUGGAGUCAGAGUCAGUGUCACAUGGGCUGUUACAAUGUCAAGAGUUUCCUUGGUGAUAGUGCUGAUCUUGUGGCACAAAUCCACUGAUGCUGAGCCCGACACGGUUGCUGAUUCUGGUGCUGACUUCCUUCAGUCUGUUAUCAGCAGAAUGCAGAAUGAAAAAUACAUAAACUAUGCAGAAGACCUCCAGCUUGAAGACUACAGACCGACACCUCAUCCUUACAAUGACAUUCAACAUCAUGACCUUCAACAUCAUGACAUUCAACAUCAUGACAUUCAACAUCAUGAUGUUCAACAUCAUGAGACUUCUGCUCCUCCUCUGUCUAAAGGAGAACUGCUAGCCCUGUACCAAGCCUCUGUGGCCGCCAGCACUGGUCUUAACAUAUCUGCUGAACCUCCUCUACCUCUCUCUAAUGAAGUUAACAACCAUCAUCAAGAUGAAUUGGUGGCCCCAGCAGAGCAAGGUGUUUUGAAUGGCUACUACUAUUACUUCUACCCCAUCAAGAGCUUCCUCAACCAGACUGAUGAUGAUCACACUAUGGCCAAUAGCAGUCAAGAUAUGAUGAUGAUGAUGAUGAGUGAUGCUGGGAUGAUGGAUGGCAACAAGGACAUGAUGGUAGACCCUCUCUUCCUAGCUACAGCAGGAUUUGUAACCAUGGCUACUCUAAUUUCAGUCGGCAUCCUAUUCCUACCCAAAUUCGGGAGCGAUAGGUCUUGGAAGAAGGCCGCCUUGAAGAAUAUUCCUGAAGAGGAGGAUGAUAUGUUCAGCUUGACACGGGUUAUCGGACAGGCCAUCCAGGGCAAGGACUGUGCAGAGAGGUUAGCUUGUGAACUCGGACGGACCAUCCGCAACAUGAAGCUGGGGCAGAAACCACUCAGAGUUUUGGAGGCAAUGUUGCCGCGACCAUUAGCUCAGCAGCUGUCUCAAGUCCGGCAACAUGUUGUGAAGAGAGAAAAGUGUCAGUUCAUCCCCUGCAAGUGGAACAAACAAAAACCAAACAAUAAACAAGAAAGGAAACCACAGAGACAACCAAAAACUAACGUUCACUCUAUUUAAAUUCAAUCUCCACUCAGUCAUUAAUUAUAGUAUUUUUUACU